Molecule: messenger RNA, 7902 nt
Organism: Camelus dromedarius (Arabian camel)
Lineage: Eukaryota; Metazoa; Chordata; Mammalia; Artiodactyla; Camelidae
Gene: ANKFN1
Product: ankyrin repeat and fibronectin type III domain containing 1
Exons: 20
Coding region: 110-3556 (1148 amino acids)
Biological process (GO): regulation of establishment of bipolar cell polarity; establishment of mitotic spindle orientation
Cellular component (GO): spindle
Molecular function (GO): protein binding
Source: RefSeq, a predicted model, not a curated record
GAGGGUUCCCUUGGCAACGGGAACCGUGUGGAGGUUCGAGACGGGGUAUCCCUCCACCCCCCACCCCACUCCGGUCUCUUUCAACUCGGGAGCUCACCCCUCAGCUCUCAUGGAGGCGUCUCUAACCAGGAGACUACCCUUUAAAGACCGGCAUUUCACCUGCAGCAAAAUAAUAGGAAGGAGGUUCGCUUGCUUUGCGCAGAGGCUGAGCCACAGGAGAAAGCAAAGCCAAUGUGAUUUAUUGAAUGAGAGCCCUGGACAAUUACCAACAACUUGUUCCUCUGCUGCCUCCAACAACCUAAGCUGGAACAGCCGUGUGAAAAUGACCCAACAGAUGCAGAGUUUACAUCUUUCUCAGUCAAAAAAACAUAGCGCCCCAUCGUCUCCCAAUGCUGCCAAACGCCUUUACAGGAACCUCUCCGAGAAGCUGAAGGGGAGCCACUCUUCGUUUGAUGAGGCCUAUUUCAGAUCAAGAACUGACCGGCUGAGUCUCAGAAAGACCUCGGUGAACUUCCAGGGCAAUGAAGCCAUGUUUGAGGCCGUGGAGCAGCAGGACAUGGAUGCUGUGCAGAUCCUCCUGUAUCAGUACACACCAGAAGAGCUGGACCUCAACACACCCAACAGUGAGGGGCUGACACCUCUGGACAUUGCCAUCAUGACCAACAAUGUGCCCAUUGCUAGGAUUCUUCUGAGGACAGGGGCCCGAGAAAGUCCACACUUUGUCAGCCUGGAAAGCCGAGCCAUGCACCUCCACACGCUGGUGCAGGAAGCCCAGGAGAGGGUGAGCGAGCUGUCUGCUCAGGUGGAGCAUGAAGGAUUCAGCCUGGACAACACAGAGAAAGAGAAGCAGCUGAAAGCUUGGGAGUGGAGGUACCGACUCUACAGACGCAUGAAAACCGGCUUUGAACACGCCAGAGCCCCCGAGGUGCCAGCCAAUGCCUGUCUCACGGUAACCAGCAGCACAUCACUCACUGUCAGCUUUCAAGAGCCUCUGAGCGUCAACGCAGCUGUAGUAACCAGAUAUAAAGUGGAAUGGAGCAUGUCUAAAGACUUUUGUCCUUUGGCUGGAGAAAUCAUCAUGGAAAACCUGCAGACCCUGAGGUGCAUAAUCACAGGACUUACAACGGGCCAACAGUAUUUUGUUCAAGUCUCGGCUUAUAACAUGAAAGGAUGGGGACCUGCUCAGACCACGACACCAGCAUGUGCCUCUCCUUCUAACUGGAAAGACUAUGACGACAGAGCACCCAGACACAAGGGACAGAGUGAAGUUCUGGAAGGUCUGCUGCAGCAGGUCCGAGCCCUUCAUCAGCAUUAUAGUUGCCGGGAAACUUCAAAAUUACAAACCACAGGCCGCAAGCAGUCAGUCUCAAGGAGCCUGAAACACCUAUUCCAUUCCUCAAACAAGUUUGUGAAGACCUUGAAACGGGGACUCUACAUAGCUGUUAUAUUUUAUUACAAAGACAGUAUGUUAGUCACCAAUGAAGAUCAAAUACCAAUUGUUGAAAUAGAUGACUCUCACACCAGUUCCAUUACCCAAGAUUUUCUGUGGUUCACGAAGCUGUCUUGUAUGUGGGAGGAUAUAAGGUGGUUGAGGCAAAGCGUACCUAUCUCCAUGUCCUCAUCCACAGUACUGCAAACUCGGCAGAAGAUGCUUGCAGCAACAGCCCAGCUACAGAAUUUACUUGGAACCCACAACUUGGGAAGAGUUUACUAUGAGCCCAUUAAAGACCGGCAUGGAAACAUCCUCAUAGUCACCAUCAGAGAGGUGGAGAUGCUCUACUCAUUUUUUAAUGGCAAAUGGACGCAGAUCUCAAAGCUGCAAAGCCAGAGGAAGUCUCUCUCAACACCUGAGGAGCCAACAGCCUUAGACAUUUUACUGAUUACCAUCCAGGAUAUUCUCUCCUAUCACAAAAGGAGUCAUCAGCGUCUCUCUCCUGGAUUAUACCUGGGUUACCUAAAGCUGUGCAGCUCUGUAGAUCAGAUCAAAGUUCUUGUUACCCAAAAGCUGCCCAACAUUCUCUGCCACGUGAAGAUCCGUGAAAACAAUAACAUUUCCAAAGAGGAGUGGGAAUGGGUCCAAAAGCUUUCUGGCUCUGAAUCUAUGGAAAGUGUGGAUCAUACUUCUGACUGCCCCAUGCAAUUGUUCUUCUACGAGCUCCAGAUGGCAGUGAAAGCCCUCCUUAAGCAGAUCAAUAUACCUCUACACCAGGCAAGGAACUUCCGCCUCUACACACAGGAGGUGUUGGAAAUGGGUCACAAUGUGUCCUUUCUUCUCCUGCUCCCUGCCUCAGACGACGUCUGUACAGCCCCAGGACAGAAUAAUCCUUACACCCCACACUCAGGGUUUCUUAACCUCCCUCUUCAGAUGUUUGAACUUGUUCAUUUUUGCAGCUACAGGGAGAAAUUUAUUAGUCUGUAUUGCCGCCUUUCUGCUGUUGUGGAGCUGGAUUCUCUGAAUACCCAACAGUCCCUGAGGGAAGCAAUCUCAGACAGCGAAGUUGCAGCUGCCAAACAAAGACACCAGCAAGUUUUAGAUUUCAUUCAGCAAAUAGAUGAAGUCUGGCGUGAAAUGAGGUGGAUCAUGGAUGCUCUACAUUAUGCAAGAUACAAACAGCCAGUUUCUGGUUUAUCCAUCACUAAGCUGAUAGAUCCCUCAGAUGAGCAGAACCUAAAGAAGAUCAAUUCCACAUCAUCACAUAUAGACUGUCUUGCAUCACCAUCCCCAUCCCCAGAGAUGCACAGAAGGAAGGCAAUGAGCGAUUCACAGCCGUGCUCUGACGAAGAAGCCUGCUCGGAAGUCUUCCUCCCCACCGACAGCGACUACGACUCCAGUGACGCUCUGAGCCCUCGAGACCUGGACCUGGUCUACCUGUCGUCACACGACAUCGCCCAGCAGGCCCGAAGCGGCCUGAGCGGCAGUGCCCCCGACGUCCUGCAAGUGCACGACAUGAAGCCUCCGUCCGGGCCGGGCCAGGACGCCCAGGGUCGCGUCCCAGCGCCAGAGGCCGACCACUCGUGCGCCGAGCUCCUACACGGCCUGACGCUCACGGGCCUCACGCCUAAGAACCACGCCAAGAUGGCGCCGGGCGCGCGGCUGCCGCUGGGCUUCCUGGGAAAGCGGAAGCCGGCCAAGCAUCCGCACUACGGCGGCUUCAGCCGACACCACCGCUGGCUGCGCAUGCACGGCGAGACGCACUCGCUGUCGCUGUCUGAGGGCGUUUACACGCAACACCUGUCCCGGGCCUGCGGCCUGGCCCAGGAGCCGGGGGCGGCCGAGCAGCUGGGGCCUGCCUCCGAGGGGCCCCGGGGCUUGGCUCUGGCCCAUGCCGCCAGUCUCCCUGAGGAGCCGAAGGGCAGCCUCCAGGACCCGAGGCCUGCGGUGCGCCGCAUCUUUGUGGAGCCCUACCCCGAGGCCCUGGUGGAUGCCAAGCCCUGGGCGGCCUUGAGCCCGCCGGCCGGAGGCCACUCUGGCCUGCCCAGCCCCAGCGGCCCGGAGAUGAGUCCAGAUGGCCCGACCUCCUCCCCGGUGUCAGAAAUACUCAGCAGCAUGCUUUAGGGAGGCCCGCGACUAACUGUCCGCCGGUCCACCUCAAGUCCCUGCAUUUUCCAUCACCCUGCUCCCAGCCUACCCCUACCGUGUCCCCAUCCAUUUUCAAAUGGUUUGAAUGUUAAAAACCCAAAGGUUAUCGGUUCAAGGCCCUCUUUUUUGGAGCAGAGUUGGAGUGGAGGCAAGAGUUGCCAGUGUCAUUUCGAGUUCAGCCUAUAAAGGGUGUACUUAGAAGGGCUUUUGUGACAACAUGGAGUCCUGGACGCAAGGAUUCAAACAUGCCACCCUGUUGGUGGCACCUGUGACUGAGGUAGGGCAACCCCAAGAGCCACCCUCAGUUCUGCAGCUGGCUGUGUAAUCUGACCCCUGACUUAGGGCUUUUCCAUGAAUUUCAUGAUUGAUGGGGAGGAGUUCCAUAGAUGACAAUAAGAUGAAAUAAGAUAUUGUUCCCUCCAUUCCCAACCUUUAGAAGAGUUUGGGGGAUAGAAGCCCAGGUUGCGUCUCUAGGGAACAGGGUCAAGUGGACUUGUCCUGGGUUCCCUGUCAGCUGAACCAGGUCAUUCCAAAGAGCAGGGUUCUCAGCAGCUCAACAAAUCCAGUUUAUCCAUCAGCACUGAUCUGAGUAAAUAGGACUUGGUCAGGCCUUCAAUUAGUGCUGUUUGGAAACCUCCAGAAACAAAAGUAGAGGAGGCUUCUCUUCUAGCUCUGUCUUACGAAGAUUGUUCACUCAGCUCCCAUUCAAGCAUGAAAAUGGGCCAUAUAUUAUUCUAGGGUGCAAGGAGGUGGCUGAGUGAAGUGAAAGCCUGGAUUAUAGACAAGGGGUGGGAGAGAGACAUGCCCCAAAAUGUGUUUCCUUUCCAAUCCUAAAAUAAGUAAAUCCACAAGAGUUGUGUCUCUGAAAAUGAUAAUGGAUCUGCUCUGGAUUCUUAGGUGAUAGAUUUGUUACGGAACAAGAAAGUGCCCUUCAAAUAUAGCCAGGCAGGGAUAGAGUUUUUAUAGUGAUACAAGCACAACUACUCACCCCCACAUCACAGGACCUGAGACAUUGUCCAGAGCAUGGGUUGCUGCCUUCCCUUUUCAAUCUACCCUUCCAAAGUCAGUUUUGCCCCUAGAUCAGCUGACCCAUUGGCCUCCUUAGAAGGCCCUACCAGUGGUUCCAAGACUGUGUUCAAAGACACCUGAAAAAUCUUGCUAUGGUCUCAUUGCCUCCCACCUGCCUUUCUCACAAAUGAGAAACCCAAAUCAAAGAGGAAUCACACUGCAUAUUCAAAAAAGGCACGAGCCCCCUCUCCUUUCCUGGAGCCAAGACCCAUUCAGUUCACUGAUAUUCUAAAUGGUCCUUUUCUGCUUCACAGACAUUUUGGUUAAAUAUUGCUCUUUAUGGCCCUACCCUUGUCCUCACAGUUCCACCAUUCCGCCUCAUGGGAGUUCAUACAAAGUCCCCUGUUCACAAUGUUAUUCCGAUCCCUUUCAUUUUUAAAACAUUUGAUUUAAACAUAAAUAAUUACCCUGGUGGAAAGGUACAGAUUUGGCCCAUGGCCUAUGGUCAUUAGAAAACUAAAGCCCAGAGCUCAGUCUUUAUUUUUUUAAGAGAUUUUAUUGUCAAUGAACACCAACCCCCUUGCCGCCACCCCCAAAGAAUCUUGAUCAGAAUCACUGCAGCUCCUUUUCCAGGCCUGGGAGGAUUUUUAAAUGCAGUUUUCUUCUGUUCUGAGUUAAUUCUAUGUGUAUGGAGUAUUAGAACUAGAAGGGACUAUAAAAUUAGUCUAAGUCCUUGCAUUUACAGGUAAGGCAGUCAAGGCCCAGAGAGGUUCAGCAACUUACUCAAAGUCACGGAGCUAGUUUAGUCUCAGAGUUAGGGUCAGAACCCAGAACCACUCCCUUGAUCGCAGUGUUUCCAUUGAGAAUUGGUACAUACUCAACUUUUCAUUGUCUAUAGGCUACUCAGCUAGUUUACAGAUCAUCUAUCUGCUUCUAAUGCCAAAUUCAACUCUUUUUCUCAACUUUUACCUAACAGAUUUCCAAUAUCACAGAGCUCCUUGUUGCUAGGAAAUACAAAUUUCAUAUAACGGGUAGCUAAGCUAAUUAAUUGAUUAUAAUUAACUAAAAACCUAAUUUGGGAGAAAUGUCGUUUAAAAUUGCUUACCAUAUGACUCCCAUUUAAAAACAAAAAUGCCACAGAGUUACCUGCCCUCAGUUUCUUCUUAUUUCUAAUUGUAAGACAGAUUGUAUACGUUGAAUAAGUUUGUGAGAUGAGAUGCUGGAAUUGUCAAGGACUCAGAAACCAAGCAAUUCUCUGAUCAUGACCUUUCUCGUGACAUGGAAGGAAGUUUGUGACUGUGAAUUAGACAGGAGGCAUUCAACAGACAGCAAAAGCAGACUGACCCACCUUUCUGGCUCCUCAUCUGGUCAGCAUGUUUUGGCACACUGGACCAAAUAAUGGCUCAUGAGGUAAAAUGGCCUUAAAUUCAAACCCUCUAACUUAUAUUAGGGACAUUGGGUAAUUUUUUUACCUUCUAUGAGGAAAAGAGAUGUAUGCCCAUGAAAUGAAUAAUGAACCUUAGAUUUCAAUGAGCAUACUUAAUCAAUUUGAAAAUGUGUUUUCCAAGCAAUAUCCUUUGAGAAAAGUAGAUUUUAUAUCAUCAAUAAUUAGCUAUCGUUAUCUGUUCUAGGAGGUUCCCUCCAUCCAUACCUCCACUUUGCAACUUCUUGUGAGCCUAUUUUAAAUUAAGACAUUAUUCUGAGAGAUAACUGUGUUCUCUAAUUCAUAUUCCUUUAUUCAUUUGUCCAGUCUUCUCAUUAUAUAGACUUUACAAAGUCUGAGGAUUCUUGUCCAUUUGUUUGUUUUGCUUUGUCUUAUUGGUUUGGUUUUGUUUUGGAUAUGAUGGACUUUUGUCUUUCAUUCUUUUUAAGUCCAGCCUGGGAGCCUGUUUCAGGUCUUCUUUUCCACCAUGUUUCUAACAUGCUUAAGUCUCCCGUGUACUAUCCAGCCUUUGUCAUUUGUGAAACCCUCAAAAAUCACUGACAGAGAUCCUCCCAUAUAUGUCUCUAUUCUAAGUCCCACACAGAACAAAGAAUCAAGUAUGAAACAUUCCUGGGCCACAGGGAGCUCACAGUCUGACAUGAGUGUAGCCAUCAUCAUCAUACAUCUUCCCAUCAAUGUCUUAGAAGAGGCAGGAGCCUGUCUCGUUCACCAGGCCAACAUAGUACAUGUUGGGCUGGACAUCUUUGAUUUUCCUCUUUUCAUAAAAGAGGAUAGCCUGGAAAAUGCAGGUCACCAAUGUAUGUGCUUGUCAACCAUUUACAAGGCUAUGACAUCCUCUUCCUUGGUGAGGGUACCUGGGAGACAGUAAUCAAAAACGUUUACUCCCGGGAGUGGGUGUUUUAAGAAGUAGUAACUUAAAGACAAGACCCAUUCCAUUUUAAGAACAUUCAUUAAUGUUCAAAGCAAUAAUUACACUGGGGAAAAUAGUUCCAUUUGGUUUGAAAGUUGAAGCCAGUCAGUAAUAAUAUUCCUCCAGCCCCCAUUCCUAAGGGAUCCCAAAGCACUUUAUGAAAAGCACUGACUGAAGCCUUGUUGUCCUCCCCUAAAAAGACCUUGUCCGGGAGCCACCUGGCAAACACCCACCCUAUCCUUGCCAGGAGAUCAUGCCAGACGAGUGGAAAAGAGGACUGGCCUCUCGAUCAUUGUUAUCCUGCCACACGAAUGUGCGCCCUGGUGAAUGUUGAGCUCUUCCCUCCAAGACAACAAUUUCAGACAAGUAGGCAAUACCAGAAAAACCCCAACUCCUUGGGCUCUUCUCGUUCUUCACGCUCCACCCGAGAUGUACUAACUUUCUCUUGGAGAACUAUCAGCUCAAGCUGUUAGGGGGUUUGCAGUGCAUUUCAGUUCCCUGGUUAUGUCAACGGCACACAGAAUUCACUGGCUCCUUAAAACUGAUCCUUUUUGGAAAGAUGAUACUAUCCUUCUAUGGCUAUCUCAAAUUUGCAAGUACUGAGCUACAGCAGAGAGUGUGUCCAUCUCUUGGUAUAUUUGUUUAUUAAACUAUAACAUACCAAUUAGAGAGGGUAGUCAAAUUAACAAGAGAGCACUCUCAGAGAAUUGAAAGUGCAACAUUGUCACUUUGUAAAGUCUAAAUAUUUUUCCAGAUGAUUCAAUUAAGCAAAUCUGAACUUUUUUUUUCCCCUGGUCAUACCUUUAAGGAAAUUUUUAAAGGAGCUAUUUGGAAAGCAAUGAUACUUCAUCACAGGUAGUAGGGCGAACAAGGAAAAAACUUGUUUCUUUGCUGGUCACCUCUCCUAAGAUGUUCAAACCCACGGCUUAUGACUGUUAAGCGAAACUUUAAUGCGGCCUU